This is a messenger RNA of Aphanomyces invadans, 2478 nucleotides long. RefSeq lists its product as hypothetical. Bases 1027 to 2301 code for a protein of 424 amino acids. The record is from RefSeq and is a predicted model, not a curated record. Lineage: Eukaryota; Oomycota; Saprolegniomycetes; Saprolegniales; Verrucalvaceae. Gene Ontology annotation, biological process: double-strand break repair via nonhomologous end joining; interstrand cross-link repair; protection from non-homologous end joining at telomere. The transcript has 10 exons. Gene Ontology annotation, molecular function: 5'-3' DNA exonuclease activity; damaged DNA binding.
CGCGAAAAGGUCGAGUUGGUUCAAGAAGAUGAGUCGGCGCCAUUUACUGUCCCUGCGCUUCUGCGGCGACGUUGGGGCUGACGGAGAGAACACACUAGCUACGGCACCAACAGCUCAAUGCAGCACCAUAAGGCAGGACGCGGCAAAUAUCUCUCCAUCAAGCGGUAACCCCAGCAAUCGACAUGCACACGACUUAUCCCGAGAUGUCCUCGGCAUACGUUCCAUGGCAACAGCAGCUGCUAUCACCAUGCCUUCAUCGCAACGAUUGAAAGGGAUUGAGACCAUUGAAGCACCUGCAUCGUACUGUGGUCAUCCACCUCCCUCGCUGAAAACCAUGAAGAGAUCUACUUUUGGUGAUCCCGCAAGCACCUCGUUCCAUUCACUCGAGACGUUGCAACGCUGUUUCACUCAAGACAACACUUCCACUUGUGCUCAACAUCAGACUGCAAGCAGCUGCGACGAUGUCAUUACAUUCACGGAUUCAGACGAGGAUCUUCCAACGACACAACGCCUUUGCAACCAUCCCUCUCCUAUUCCAGGCGCUCCCUCCCCGCCUCAACCAACCGAAGUGCGAUGUCCUUCCUGUUGUAAAUUGCUUACAUUUCUCAACGAGCGGGGUCAGCUGCAACACGUGAAUGCGUGCUUGGACCAGCUCGAACAAUUUUCCCGAAACAAGAAGAUGGCUUUGACAACGAAGGCCCCGUCGAGCUCAUCGGCGUUGUCUGCCACUACUUUCGACCCUUCGACUUCAACUUCUGCAUCUUCACCAUCUCCCGUGAUGCCGUGCAUAGUGUGCGGCGUCGAUCUCGUGACCAAGUCGUCGCCGCAGCGCGUGAAUCACAUCAAGCAAUGUGGUCGACGGUUUGGUGUUACAGUGCAGUCCAUACGCAUCGGUGAAACUUGAAUCAUCCUGUACAAAUAUUCGUGUUUAUGAAUUGAUGGCCUGUUUGGCGCAUAGAUGAUGAACCUGCGGCAGCUCCCCCGCUCGCUGAAGUCCCCAAGAAUGCCCCCACAAAUGCCUUCGACAUGCUCAUGAAGAACGCCCAAUCGUCCGCGAUGGUGGUAACGUCGUCGAUCGCAAAGAUGGCGUCGGCUUGGUCAGCAGCACCUUCGUCGGCCAUGGCGGGGAAGAAGCGCAAGGCUGGGUCAUCCUCGUCAUGGUCCCGCUACAACUCGAAAGGGAAUAUGCCUUGCCCGCAGUACAAACUCAUCCAAGGGUCGACGAUUGUCGUGGACGGGUUCCAGUACGCCAACCCGUCGCUGUCGACAGUUUACUUUUUGUCGCAUUUCCACUCGGAUCAUUACACUGGACUGACCAAGGCGUUUUCAGCAGGCAUGAUCUAUUGCACCGCCGUGACCGCCAAGCUCGUGCUCCACUGCCUCGGUGUCAACAAAAAAUAUGUCCACCCAUUGCCCCUCAACCAACCGUACGUCCUGCCCGACCAGCAAGGUCAAGUCACGCUCAUCGAAGCCAAUCAUUGCCCGGGCGCCGCUCUCAUUUUGUUUCAACUACGAGGCGGCAAGGCAUAUCUGCAUACAGGCGACUUUCGAUUUGAUCCGUCGAUGCUGAGCAAUCGAUUCCUUGUCCGAUAUGCUCAUCAAGAGCCUGCUUUGGAUGGUGUCUACCUCGACACCACGUACUGUGAACCACAAUACUGCCAUCCGACCCAGGACGUCGCGAUCGGCGAAGUGAAGCGGCUGGUGGAUUUGCAUGAUGGGGGCCGAGUGUUGUUUUUGUUUGGGUCGUACUCGAUCGGAAAGGAGCGGCUCUUCAUGGAAAUUGCAAGGCACUUGCAGCGCAAAGUGUUCGUCGAAAGGUCCAAGCACUUGCUCUUGUCAUGCUUUGACUGGCCUGACUCGGACAUGGAGAUGCUGACAUUGGAAUCGUCCACCACCAAUUUGCAUGUGGUGCCCAUGGGGAGUUUGACCUUUGACGUGAUGGGCGCGCUUCUCAGCAAGCAUCGGCUUCGUUUUGAAAAAGUGAUUGCGUUCCAGCCGACGGGGUGGACCUUCUCUGGCAAAAAACACAAGCUGUCGUCGAUGCGCACGCAGCGAGAUGGCAGGUUGAUCAUUUACGGCAUCCCAUACAGCGAACACUCGAGCUUUGAAGAGCUCUGCGCGUUCGUGACGGCGUUCAAACCAACGAAAAUCAUCCCAACCGUGAAUUGCAGCAAGGCCCAAAAACAAGUCGACUUGCUCCGGCAAACGUGCUUUCACAACCUCACCCAUCAUUUCAAGGCGCCGAGCAACUCGAGCAACGAUCGACAACUGUCCACUGAAGGCGACGCGGCUCGACAAUAAUCGUAUCACAUGGUGGCCUCCGAUGCCACUGCACUUGGACCGGACCAUCGACGCCAGCCUUGAGGUGAUUGCACAAAAGGGAAACGAUGCUGGCAUGGCUUCCAAUGAUCCAUUGGCCUUAGGAUGUCAACCCGGAUCGACGAUUUGACAUAAAGAUGUCGUUGUAUCCUGUGCGAG